AUGGCAAGCCACGGUGUUGCGAGGUCAGCUAAUACUGCAUCACGAACUGAGCAGGAAAUAGACAAUGAGCAGAGAGAAAUUAAGGAGUAUAGAGACCUGGAGAAUAUGAUUAGGACCAAGGUAGCAGGACAUGAACAAACGGUCGAAUUGUUCGAACUUACUUCGAGAAUUCUGAAGAAGAACCCAGAAUACUACACGAUCUGGAAUCAUAGAAGGCGUUUAUUAACCAACAGUUUAUUCCCAAAAGCUCUAUCUGCUGCAGAAUCUGUGGCUUUUUCCUCAUUUAAUACUGCAAGUAUAGCAAUACCUAUCACGUCUAUUAGAACGGAAUCUCAGACACACGAUUCACGCGACAAAAUAAAAAACGAUGAAAUACUUCAAUUGAUAAGCGAUGACUUAGAUUUUAUAAUUCCAAUUAUGAUAAAGUAUCCAAAGUGCUACUGGAUCUGGAAUUAUAGAUUGUGGUUAUUACAGCAGGCGAAUGAGAAACUAGACCGAAUCAUUUCUAGGAAUUUAUGGACUCGAGAGUUAGCCCUCGUUGAAAAGAUGUUGGUUAAAGAUAAUCGAAAUUUUCAUGGCUGGGGCUACCGUAGGAUGAUCGUAGCACAGUUAGAGGAUCCUAGACUUGACGGCCAAAGCAUGGUAGAAUCUGAAUUUGAAUACACCACUAAAAUGAUAAAUGCUCCUAAUGGCUUAUCAAAUUUCUCAGCAUGGCAUCGACGCAGCAAAUUGAUACCUCGCCUUCUUAACGAACGGGUUGCAGAUACUGCCGCUAGAUAUCGGCUAUUGGAUGAUGAGCUCGAACUAAUAAUCUCUGCCAUGUAUACCGACUCUUACCCUUACCAACAGUCUGCCUGGUUUUACUAUCAGUUUCUCAUGACGAUCAUCAUUGAGCCUAGUAAGAGCACCGCCACAAUUAAUUUCACCAAAGGUGAUAGACAAAGAUACGUCAUUCAACAAAUAGAAAUCCUCAAAGACAUGCUUGACGGGGCCGAGGAUUGCAAGUGGAUAUACGAUACUUUGAUCGAAUUUACCUUGGUAAUAAGUCGAAUGCAGAACAGAGGUCUCCAUGUGGCAGAAAAGCAAGAUUGUAUUUCAUGGCUCAAAAAGUUAAAAGUUUUGGAUCAUUUUCGUAUAGGCAGAUGGAAUGAUCGCGAGAAGCUUCUAGUCGAUGGUUAA
This is a messenger RNA of Blumeria graminis f. sp. triticale, 1179 nucleotides long. NCBI's taxonomy places the organism in Eukaryota, Fungi, Ascomycota, Leotiomycetes, Helotiales, Erysiphaceae. The record is from the annotation of a GenBank genome assembly.